AUCUCUAACAUAAUUUAUCGGCAGCGCAACAAAAAACUGUUGUUUUUAUUUUACUUAUAUUAAAAUCCUUCGAAAGGAAAAAGCAAGUCAUGGCAACGGAAAUCACAACUAAAGCGCGAUUGGAAAGACUAAUGGCCGCGAAGGUGGACCUGGAGGCACAGAUUAAUAAAAAUGGACAAAUAUUGGCCGCGAACGACAAUGUUGGCAUGACUGGUUCACUUGUUGAUGCUGAAGGAUUUCCUCGGAACGACAUCGAUAUCUAUCAAGUGCGCCAGGCGCGUCAGACCAUUAUCUGUUUGCAAAAUGAUCACAAGGAAUUGAUGAAUCAAAUACAAACCCUGCUCAAUCAAUACCAUGCUGAGAUAGCUACCACAGAUCCCGAGCUGGUGAAUCGGGCAUCAGCCUUGGAGCUGAACAGUGGGCGAGAAGGCGGCGGAGCACUCAUAAUGCCACCGAAUACACGCCCAUUAGUUGUCGUCAAUCUUGUAAGCCCCAACUCGCCAGCCGAGGAAGCGGGCUUGCGUGUGGGCGACAAAAUCAUGCGUUUUGGCUCCAUCAACGAAAAUAACUUUAAGAAUAGCCUAGCACAAAUUGGAGAAGUUGUGCGCGACAUGCAGAAUCAAAACGUGCAGCUAAAGAUCAAACGUGGCGAACAGUUUCUGGAUCUGAUACUUGUGCCCAAGGCAUGGAGCGGUCGGGGUCUGCUCGGCUGCAACAUUGUGCUGCCACCGGAGCCCAUGGAAUAUUAGAUCUUAUUUAUAUAAUUUGUAGUGCUCAUUUUUUAUUUUACAUUUUAUUGCGUGUAAUGUUUGGCAAUGUAAUUUAAUUUAAUUCCCUUAAAACAUUGAAGUUGAUUUGGUGGCCUGAAUUUGCGAAGCAUCAAUAUGUCAUUUCAAUGCUGGCCUUAAUGCAUUGAAAUGACAGUUUGCAACGGCUGCUGACUAACUAUGCCAAGCCAUGACACCAAAAUAUCUGAGGCGCAUAGGUCCAGGGGUUUGGCACUGAGCCUGAAAGUACAUCAAUUCAAAUGCGCGCCACUUUGCUAAGCUUUCGCAAGUUGGCAGCCCCAGCUUGCGCCUGCCUACUCAGCGUCGGCAUGGGAUGCUCAACCCUAAUACCCACAAAGGAUCCAGCAGCCUGUCAGUUUGUGCGCCGUUGCCGUGCCAGUUGAGAAUUACAAUCGAAUGUGCGUGCAUUGCGAACGGGAAAACGAGCCAACGACAAACGAAAUGAGAUGAAAUUAUUGUAGUGAAAAUUUGUGUAAUUAAUAUAUUAGAAGCUAAGCGAAUGACAAAUUAAAAGAUGUGCAUGCAGAAUUCCUAAAA
Molecule: messenger RNA, 1325 nt
Organism: Drosophila virilis
Lineage: Eukaryota; Metazoa; Arthropoda; Insecta; Diptera; Drosophilidae
Product: 26S proteasome non-ATPase regulatory subunit 9
Biological process (GO): proteasome regulatory particle assembly
Cellular component (GO): cytoplasm; nucleus
Molecular function (GO): protein binding
Source: RefSeq, a predicted model, not a curated record